CUAGGCAUGCAGACUGCUUCUACAAACAUUUGUGAAGAAUGGGUCGUUCUCAGGAGCUCAGUGAAUUCAAGCGUGGUACCAUGAUAGGUUUCCCCCUGUGCAACAAGUCCAUCCGUGAAAUUUCCUUGCUACUAAAUAUUCCACGGUCAACUGUUAGUGGUAUUAUAACAAAGUGCAACUGGGAACAACCGGAAACAACAGAAACUCAGCCCGCCACUGGACUCUAGAGCAGCAAAGACGUGAUCUCUGAAGUGAUCAAUCACGCUUCUCUGUCUGACAAUGUGAUGGACGUGUCUGGGUUUGGCAGUUGCCAGGAGAACAGUACUUACCUGUCUGCAUUGUGCCAAGUAAAA
Staurois parvus is the source of this 353-nucleotide messenger RNA. Lineage: Eukaryota; Metazoa; Chordata; Amphibia; Anura; Ranidae. The record is from the annotation of a GenBank genome assembly.